This is a messenger RNA of Hemiscyllium ocellatum (epaulette shark), 4616 nucleotides long. RefSeq names its product oxysterols receptor LXR-beta-like. NCBI's taxonomy places the organism in Eukaryota, Metazoa, Chordata, Chondrichthyes, Orectolobiformes, Hemiscylliidae. The coding region runs from base 384 to 1697 and encodes 437 amino acids. The transcript is spliced from 11 exons. Gene Ontology annotation, molecular function: zinc ion binding; RNA polymerase II cis-regulatory region sequence-specific DNA binding; nuclear receptor activity. The record is from RefSeq and is a predicted model, not a curated record. Gene Ontology annotation, biological process: lipid metabolic process; negative regulation of transcription by RNA polymerase II; positive regulation of transcription by RNA polymerase II.
GGGAGGGGAGAGAGAGAGAAACUACAGGAGAAAGGGGAAAGUUCUCAGGGGCUGGACGGAAAAAUAAUAACUUCACUUAAAACCCCAGUUAAGCCGGUUUGUUUCAGGCAAGUUGUUCCACCCACUGACCUCGUGUUGUCGAAGGUGGACAGUGAGCACCAGCUGUCCAACGUGACCCAAACCCAGGACAACAUCUCUUGAGCACUAGAGGCAAAGGAAGAACAAGGGUGGCGAAAUCUCACGCAGUUUUGCCUGACUGGACUGUGUGGAACAGGAGCAAUGUUGUGAAGCUGUGUACUGGCAGCCCAGUGGAGGCAACGUGUGCUGAUGCAGCUUCCCACUGGGAUUGUAUUUUCAGAAUGCAGUGGCACACGUGAUGGAAGAUGUCCUUCCCAGCUGUAAAUGGCUUGGAUGUUGGCCACGAAGAUGACCAAAGUAUCACAGAGCCUGUCGCAGAGGAUAGUGCUGACAGCCCACAGCAUCAUGUGAAGGAAGAGGAGGUGGAGGAAGGUGGUGACUCCGUCACCACGCUCCACAAUGGUACAUUCUCCACCGAGCCAGAAUUCUCCCUCAGUAUAUGUGGGGAUGAGCCAAUGGUAAAACGGAAGAAGGGGCCAGCCCCGAAGAUGUUGGGGAAUGAAGUUUGCAGCGUCUGUGGGGAUAAGGCAUCAGGCUUUCAUUACAACGUGCUGAGUUGUGAGGGCUGUAAGGGCUUCUUCCGCCGCAGUGUGAUCAAGAAUGCACAGUACACCUGCAAGAACAGUGGCAAGUGUGAAAUGGACAUGUACAUGCGCAGGAAAUGCCAGGAGUGCCGGCUGCGAAAAUGUCGAGAGGCGGGAAUGAGAGAACAUUGUGUUCUGUCAGAAGAGCAGAUUCGCAACAAGAAGCAGAAGAAGCGUGAGGAUGACAUUGCUCAGGCGUUGGUGGUGACAGCAGAGGACUCUCCAGUGGCAGUCGACAUUGCCAGGCUCACGGUGGAACAGGAAGAGAUGAUCCAGCAGCUGGUGGCCGCACAGCAGCAGUGCAACAAGCGAUCGUUCAGUGACCAGCCGAAAGUAACGCCCUGGCCGCAAAGUAAUGACCCGCACAAUCGAGAGACACGACAGCAACGCUUUGCCCACUUCACGGAGUUGGCAAUCAUCUCUGUGCAAGAAAUCGUUGACUUUGCCAAGCAGAUUCCGGGCUUCCUUGACCUCUCGCGGGAGGACCAGAUUGCACUGUUGAAGGCAUCCACAAUCGAGAUCAUGUUGCUGGAGACAGCACGGCGAUAUAACCAUGAGACAGAAUGCAUCACUUUCCUCAAGGAUUUCACAUACAGCAAGGAUGACUUUGCACGGGCUGGGUUGCAGGUCGAAUUCAUAAACCCGAUCUUUGAGUUUUCAAAGGGCAUGAGGAAGCUGCAGUUGGAUGAUGCUGAGUAUGCCCUGCUCAUAGCCAUUAACAUCUUCUCAGCAGACCGACCUAAUGUUCAAGACCACGAGUUAGUGGAGAGGCUCCAGCAGCCGUAUGUUGAGGCCCUCCAUUCGUACUUGCGCAUCAAGCGACCAAAGGACCACCUGAUGUUCCCUCGGAUGUUGAUGAAGUUGGUCAGCCUCCGGACCCUGAGCAGCGUCCACUCAGAGCAGGUCUUUGCCCUCAGGCUUCAGGACAAGAAGUUGCCACCUCUGCUGUCUGAAAUAUGGGACGUUCAUGAGUGAACGAGCAGAAAGCCAUAAGCAGGAGAGGAGAAGGGUGGCGUACAUACACUUUUAUUUUUACAAAAGAAAACUGCAAGAGAAUGUAGGAGAAAAAAAGUUCUGUCUCUUUUUUUUAAACAAACUUAAGACUCAAAGGCAACAAUGAUACAAGAAGUCCUGACCAAUGUGUGUGAGAGGGAGGAUUUAAAAAAAAAGAGAGACAAAUAUUAAACUUGGAUGUAGGACUUGGAUGUCUGGAUGUUGAAGAGACAUCCAUCACUGCACUUACUGGACUGAUUUCCAAUGAGAGACUUAAGUCUCCACUUGUUCUUAACGCAGUGGUACUGUUGCCCCUGCUCACCUUAUCUCCUUUGUUCUUUGUUUAACAGGCAUUGUUUACCAACCCCCAAAAAAAGAUUUUAACAGUGAUUUCUUUUGCUCAAUAAUAUAUGAAGUUUAAUUUUUUUUUUAUUGAGCACGUUUUCAGAAAGGCAGAUCAAAUUCAAUCUGGUAUUGGAAAGCAGUUGUUGCAAAGACUAUACAUGUGCGCAUGUGUGUUUUCAUGAGAGUUUUAGUCAUGUUCCAAAUGAAGGGAGUUGGGUUUUGCUGCCAAAUAGGCAAUGUUAUGAAGAGAAAAAAAGUUGUUUAAUUUUUUUAAACAAACAUAAGCACUACAUCCCAUCGCUUAUUUCCUUGAUCUCUGAAACAAUUAAUUGUUGAUCAUUGCUAUGACUAAUUGCAAUUUUUGAUAAUCUUGUAAUUCUGUUAACUAUUGGAUUUAUGACUGGGGAAGGCAUCAAAGUUUUUUUUCCUAAGGGAUCAUAGUAAUCAGGGAUCCUAUUGAUGUUAGUUGCACACAUGGGUUUCUCCCCAAAUGUAAUGUUUGAGUGACGAUGAGAUUUUCAACUCUUUUCAUUCACCGACUGUGGGUGCUGCUGACAAGGCCAGCAUUUGUUGGCCAUUUCUUACUUGCCCUUUAGGAAGAUGAUGGUGAGCUGGCUCCUUCACUACAACUAAGCAGCCAAUUGGAUCAUUUGCAGAUUUAAGGUCAACCACCUUGUUGUGUGGCUCUGGUGUGUGGUACAGGCUGGCUGGCUAACAACACCAGAUUUCCAUCUCUCAGUUGAAUCAGUUGGUGACUGAGUGAGAUGAGAAACUGGUUGAAUUCUGCCAAACAGUUUUGGAGAGAGGAAGGGUUUGUCUUUGAACGUCACUGCUGGCCUUAGUUGAAACCUGGGUUGUUUUCCUUCCUGUGAUGAAUGCACUAGUCUUUUUGUCCCUCUUUGUCUCAUUCUACCUACAUCUGUCUAGUAUCUCUCACUCUUGCCACAUGUACAUGUCAUUCUCUCUGUACUCUGCACUUUAUCUCUGACUGGCUUUUUAGUAUGUGUGUUUUAUUCGCUGUAUGUCUGUCUGUCUCAUUUUCUUUUUCUGUGCUGUGUGUACGUGUAUCUUCAUAACUUCAUCGCGUAAUCGUAGACAUCAAAUACUUUUCACAGUAUCGAUCUGAUUUUGAUAUCCAAUUUAUAGACAUUCGUAUGUAUGGGUAAGAGGGCAAAAAGAAGCAGCUGGAAAGAGAAAGAUGAACAAAGUUGUUUUUUUUAUACAAAAAAAGGGAAAAUUGAAAAAAAAAUAGAAAUAUAUGCAAGGACAAAUGUUUGAGCCCCAAAGCCAAAAUGAAUUUGAUUUAGACAUUUGAUUACGGGUGGACUGCCUGGAGCAGCUGCAGAUACGUGUUCUUGCUUUGAGGUGUAUGAAAACAGUCCUACCUCUGUAGCUCACUAUGGAGAAUGGGAAUGCUGCCUGUAACCAGUCACCUGGGCAAUCAGUUGAGUCAAUUCACUAACCCAUACUUGCGCCCAAAGGAGUUUUGCAAGCGAAGUGAUUUUCAAACAAAAGCCUGUUUUUCACAGAAACUACUAUUAUCAAUAUUUCCACCACUGUCUUCUGCUGAUUAUUGACCCACUCCCCAUACCAUCUUCAAUAUUUGCACAUUAAGAGACCAUACUGAAAUGCCUCCAUUGCUUUGCCCCUUGUACAUUACAUGCAGUUCCAUUCCUCCAGGUGUGUAAACUCAUAAAUGGAGCUAAGGUACAGAUCAUUAGCUAAAUGGCCUCUUAUGUCCUCCUUCUGCUCUCAUUUCCUCCGUUUUCGAAGGUAGUGAGGUUUGCUUCUGGCAGUGAGGUUGGAGGGCUUGGGGGUUCUGGGCACUUUAUGGUCUCCUUUCUAAAUGACCUUGAGAGAUAUUCCCAAAUAACGUUCUUCCAUCUUUCAAGGGAUGAAGGCUUAGAUCAUGUCCCUGAUCAACACAUGCAUGUUCCAGCUCAAAGUGGAGAUGUUUUCCUCAGCUGUUUGGUUAAAGAGUCCUGAGAUUCAUUUUAGUGACUCCAACUUGGACUCAGACACCUGCAACAUGGGCUGGGAGUCAAACCCCUGGGCAGGGGGCUUCUAUCCUUCACCUCAACCCCCUCCAGUUUCCACAUUGCUUUAGUGUCUAUGUCUAUCUGCACUGCCAAAGACUGUACUUAACAGCAGUGAAACAGUUUUCACAGCUCCAGGACUGUCUGCUUUUAUUUCAGAUUUCCAGCCUCCUCAGUACUUUGCUUGCGUUUUCACAGCUCAAUUACAUGCCUACUUGUAAGGAACUUAGGGGUCCAAUUCAGUUCCAUGCUGAAGUAAUUGUAUUUUAGACAUUUCUGAAAUUAAUUGUAUUUUCCUUUCCUCCUUGUUUUGUUUAGUCGGGCUAGGGGCUGGUUCGGCAAGGGCGGGCCUGAGAGAGCAGGCAGGCUAACCUGCUCCCAGACCUUUGUCAACAUUGGACCUGUAAAUAGGAUCAGUCGCCCCAUCGGUGGAAGGAGAAUUGAAGGCUAAUUGUUUUCUUAUUUGACUCAUGAUCUGGGGAAGCACUUUAGAAUGAAUAAAAGCAUUGUGAAGUUUUAA